Molecule: messenger RNA, 5133 nt
Organism: Hydractinia symbiolongicarpus
Lineage: Eukaryota; Metazoa; Cnidaria; Hydrozoa; Anthoathecata; Hydractiniidae
Product: ras-related protein Rab-39B-like
Exons: 3
Coding region: 2561-3313 (250 amino acids)
Cellular component (GO): Golgi membrane
Molecular function (GO): GTPase activity; GTP binding
Source: RefSeq, a predicted model, not a curated record
UUCUAUCGCCGCUUUUCGUUUAUAAACUUUAAAAUGCGAUCUAAAAAGACAUUUCUAUCGCCGCUUUUCGUUUAUAAACUUUAAAAUGCGAUCUCAAAAAACAUUUCUAUCGCCGCUUUUCGUUUUUAAACUUUUAAAAUGCGAUCUAAGAAAAAUUUCUAUUGUCUGUUUUCGCUUGAAAACUUUUAAAAUGCGAUCUAAAAGAGCAUUUCUAUCGCCGCUUUUGGUUUAUGAACUUUCAAAAUGCGAUCUCAAAAAACAUUUCUAUCGCCGCUUUUCGUUUUUAAACUUUUAAAAUGCGAUCUAAGAAAAAUUUUUAUUGUCUGUUUUCGCAUAUAAACUUUUAAAAUGCGAUCUAAAAGAGCAUUUCUAUCACUGCUAUUCGUCUAUAAACUUUUAAAAUGUGAUCUCAAAAAACAUUUAAGUUUAACUUUUCUAGACAAAUCACAUUUCGUAAAAAUACGAUCGCGUCCAUGACAAAAAAGUAUACACCAAGCAAAAACUACAAAUAUGCUUUUUUAACUUGAUAAAACCUGAAAUAAACAAAUUAACUUUAAUGAAAGACUUUUUUGAAAAGAAAAAAUUAUACUGGCUAAUAAAAAUUGUGGAGCUACACGAUCCUUCGUAGAGAUAAUAAUAUUAGCGUGGUGACCACGAUAGAAUGUUUGAAUGUUUGUUGUACAUAAAGACCCCGAUUUUAUCGUGGUUUGUGUGUACCACGCUCGUUACACGAACAUGAUGUUAACAAACCUUUUCACACUACUGUACUUUCACGUUUACAGGUUAAAAAAGUUCAAAGACCAGUGCCCAUAUGCUGAACAGUUUUCUACUCCUAUCCCUUUGUCAAUCUUUGAAUGCUUAGUAUGACAAUGAAUUACUUCUUUGACGCUGCGUUGUCACCAAACACUAGACUCGCCUACCGUUCAGGACUUGCCACCACGUUUCCAUCCAGAUGUUUCCGCUCGUUGAAUCUAACCUUUACUUUUAUGUCAACAUGGGUCAAAUAUGCCACUAUCAAAGACUACUUGUGCGGAAUACAGUACUAAAGUCUAAUCUGCAGAUUUCCCAAAAAGAUAUCUGACAUGGGCAAAUUGUACUAUGUCAUGAGGGGUAUUCGGCAAACUGAGAAUGUCGUAAGCUGCAAGAGACUGCCCAUCACGCCCUCCCACCUACAAGAAAUGUUAAGAUUUAUCAACAAUUAAUGUUUUUCCCUAUGUGACAAAGCUAUGUGGCGAUGCCUUAUUUUGUUUGCCUUCUUCAGUCUUUUAAGAGAUUCCGAAUAUGUUUGUCCUUCUAAAACUAAUUUUGAUCACAAUAUUCACUUUUCUCCUUUGAGUUUAGCUUCUUACCUUGCAACAAUACUUUUUACAUGACUAUCAAAACUUCUAAAACAGAUCCCUUUAGGAAAACAAUUCAAAUUAGGUUUGGGAGGAUUAAGGGUGAUUUGUGUCCUGUCAAAGCUUUCUCGCAAUUUCUUGCGUACUGAGGUACUCAUCAUGGCCCUUGGUUUGUUCUUUCAAACGGAGAAUUUGUAACUAGGAAAUUAGUUUCUGCCUUUGUAAAAAUUAGUUGGGCCUGAUCUCAAUACGCAUAACUUUAGGAUUGGUGGGGCCUCUGUCGCAGCAUUUUGCGGUAUUCAAGACUGCCAUUAAGAUCUUGGCAGGUGGUCAGGCCACUGUUAUCACAGAUAUAUUCAUCUUUCAAAUAAAGUGUUGACACAGUGGUGUUCUAAAAUGGCCAACCUUUAUGACGUGCCUAAGCUAUGGGACAUUCAGUCCAUAUAAAUUUAAAGAGUGAUCUGUGUUAUUUACUCUAGUUACAAUUGAUAGAUUAGGUCCUGUGGUUACGUACACAAUUUGUGUCGUAAUAUGGAUUUUAUAUACGUCAAGUAUUAUGAUCUUGUGUUUAUUUUGGCUAUAGUCUGUUAUUUGCUUUCUAUAGCUAUUGUAAAUUAGUUUGUACGUGUAUCUAGGCUUCUUUUUACGUCAUUGAUGCAUAUAAGCCGGUACUCACAAUGACUGACUUUUUCCUGCAAAAUACCCACACUAAUUUGGGGAUGUCGGGCUUUCUAUGUCUGCCAUAAAAAAAUUGGACAGAUUUGUGUGUGAGACUUGUUUAUCUUAUUAUUACUUGAUAUUAUUAUCACUUAUUAUCAUUACUGUGAGGCACACCCUUUUAUAAAUCCUGAUAUUACUAUUAUGUGGUAACACACGCCAGGCCAAUACUGGACCAGCUUGUGCCUGCUACCUUUAGCUUAUAAUUAUUUGAUAGCACAUGUUUAUUAGGUACAGAAAGGCACCAUGUGUGAUUAGAUGUUUAUAGUGAAGUGAAAGUGUACCUUCAUUAUUGAAGAGGAAAGAGAAAUAAAUAUCCCUCAUGUGUGAGAAUAAAUUAUUGAAUAAGUAAAUAAUUAAUAAAUUAAAUAAUUAAUAAAUUAAAUAAUUAGUUAUAGAUAAAUGAAUAAAUUAGUAGUGAGAUGUACCUCGUCAAUAGAGGAAAUGGGAAUGUAAUUCAUGCAUGAAGAGAUUUGGAUCAUGCCUUGGAAACCAUUCACAAUAUAAUGAUCUAUAAGGAUAUUGUGAAGGGCAACUAUACUGUGCAUACUCUGGGUAUAAGAAGAUGGAAAAUUGUGUAUUUUGAGAUGGCUGACAAAAAAAGAUUUGAACCAAAUUAUUUUUAUCAGUUCCGAGUUAUUUUAAUAGGUGACAGUACUGUGGGAAAGUCAUCAUUGUUGCGUCAAUUUACAGAAGGACAGUUUAUCCAAUCAUCAGAUCCUACAGUUGGUGUUGACUUUCAUGUCAGAAUUAUCGAGUUAAGUGACAAAGUGCAUGUAAAACUUCAAUUGUGGGACACAGCAGGUCAAGAAAGAUUUCGUUCUAUAACUCGUUCAUAUUAUCGGAACUGUGCAGGCUGUUUCAUUGUUUACGACAUUACGCAUCGCGAGUCAUUCGAUCAUGCAAGAGACUGGUUGCAGGAAGCCAAGUAUGCUACAGAAGAUCAAAAUAUUGUUUAUGUACUUGUAGGUCAUAAGGUUGAUUUAGAUUAUCAACGCGAAGUCUCUACGUCAGAGGGUGAGGCCUUUGCACAUGCGCACGGAAUGGUUUUCAUUGAAACUUCAGCUAAAGUGACAUGUAAUGUUGAGGAGGCAUUUAUAUUAGUUGCGCAAGAGAUUUAUUCAAGGCUAGAACAGGGCCAAAUAACGCAGAAAGAUGGAUGGGACGGCGUGAAGACAGUUCCAUUUAGACCAGGAAAUAUAUAUCUAUCACAGGAGACGUUAAACGAAAAACAAACUCCUAAGAAGUGCUGUCGAUAAUUUUUUUAGCAAUCUCUGCAGAAUUUAAAUGAGAAAAAAAACUACUAAAUGUUCUUAUUUAAAACAUUAGGUUUGAAAAACGAAUGCACCUUUUACUUUCAGCUUCAACGGAGAUACUUCAAAAAGCUUUGUCAAAAAGUUAUACUGUACUCACUUUUUUUAUAAACAAUACAAAAUCUUGGAUAAGGCUCGAUGUUAAGUCUUUCUUUAACAGGUUCAACUGUUGUUUACUUGUUGCUUGUUGAAGACCAAAUUCAUGUGUUUUCGUGCUAUGAGACUACCAUUUGAAUCACCUUUGCCGUACAUGAAACUUACAUAAAACGUACAUGACUUUUACUCCCAAAAACUAUUUUUAAAUCCCUUUUGUUUGUCUUUUUUAAAUUACUCAUUUCAUGCUGGCUGUUGCUUUCAAGUUGUUUCAUUUUUAGACGGAGUCUCAAGUUGCUUAUAUGUUGCUUGUAAAAAUACAUGUAUUGAUCAAAUAAGCGUUUAAGCGCUUAUACUAUAAGCAAUACGAAAAUUAUCUUAUAGCUAAUUUUGCUGUAUCGUAGAUUCUGUUGUUUUUCGUAGAGGCCCCUUUGUUUCAGACAGCCACUUUCGAGCAGUGGGGCUAGAGCAAAUACCGAAAAGUUUUAUACGUAUGUAUACAUAUUUCAUGUUAAUUUAUGUGAAGUUUUCAGAUCAGAGGAGUCCAAGUCAUUUGAAAAUAAUCUAUAGUUUUAUUGUGGGAAAAUAUUUAUUCCUUUACACUUUACGUGAUAAUUUUUUGUUCAAGUUAAAAUUAUUUUUUUCUAUUAAAAUUGUACUGCAUGACGUACGUGUACUAUAUUAUAUAUACCACCGUAGCUACUAUAUAGUAAUAUAAUUCAAUUUUGAUUUUGUUCAUUUUAUUAUGUUUCCAUUAUCUUUUAGAAUUAAGCUUUAUUCGUGCUAAUUUUUAUUUCACGCGGACUGAUUUUCGUGUAAUAUCACUAUGAAAUUUUUCGCGCGUAUUAAUUUUCGCGCAAGUUUUAAUUUUCGCGCGGGUUUAUUUUCCUAAGAAGUAACAAGGAAAAAGUAUUGUUUCUGUAGUAAAUUUCGCGCGCAAAAAAAUUAGCGCGUUCAGACUAGUACGAAUAAGGUUUAUGCAUUUUUAUUAUACGCUUUUUCUUUUAUAAGAAUAUGCUAUAUAAUAUGCUGAAUAUGCUCCGUGUACCACUAAUAUAUGUCUUCACCUAUAUAUAAAAUUUCGGGAGGGAAGUCGUUUCGGUGGAAUAAAUAUAAGGCGAGACAAAAAUAUGUUCUAUUUCAAAAAAAAAUUCAGCGUGUUUAAGGAUUCAGCAAUUUUGUCCGAAUUGGUCUCAAAAAGUGCAGACCAAGUGUAAAAAAGAAGAACAUUCAUAAUCAGACCUGUGAUCUCUUAAUAUAUAUACUACAAUAUGGCAUAAUUACCCAAGCUUAUAAUUUUUUCUAUAAUUUUAUUCAUUUCAGAGGAUUUCUUUCACCUGCAUCUUAGGUAUAUGAAAUAAAGCAGUCUGUGAAAAGCAUGUAGAUCUCAAAAGAAGUUGAAAUUUUUUUAAAAAAUAAAAUUGUUAGCGUUAGCAGAAAUGCGUAAUGCUAUUUUUUCUGACGCUGACAAUUUUAAGCAAAUUUCGACAUAUUCGCCAUCUUUGUUUGCUUCGUUGAUAGCAGAAAUAUUAUCUUAUUUUUUGUAAAGUUUAUUUUUACGCUGUGUUAUUAUGUAGGACAACCCUAUGUUGCAUAAAAAGAUAUAGAAUAUAAAAUAAUUGUUAAAUUCAAUAUACACACUGUCUUCGUUCAGGAGAUAUAUAAACGAGUAA